AAACCGGAACAAACAAAAGAAACCAAAGCAAACCGAGCAGCUGUUCAGUGUUUUCGUAUAUUAAGUAAGACAACAUAUAUUUUGUGUAACACGGGAUUAUUUUAGGGACCGACGAGCGGGUUUUAAACGCCAUUGCACCGCAGCCUGGGAAAAGAAAUGGAAAAGAAGAUGAUAGCACAUUAGCCAAAAAAACGGAUUUUAUGUUUUUAUUUUAUUUAAAAGUUAUCCCUUUUAAAUAGUGAACCUUUUAGUAUUUUUUUAUGGUUUUGACUUAAAAUGAAGGGCUCCUUUUUUGUUUUGUCCAGCCGGAGGAGAAGGAGGAGCAGCGGGGCGGCCGGGCUCCUCUAUCCGCUGCUCGGUGCGUGUCUCUGGGCUGCGGUGGUCGGGUACAAGCCGGUGAUCAUAGUGCACGGUUUGUUCGACAGCUCAGGGGAUUUUAAAAACUUACAUCGCUUCAUUAACGAGUCUCAUCCUGGAACAAAUGUCACAGUCAUCGACUUGUUUGACAGAAGUGCCAGCCUGCAGCCCAUGUGGAAGCAGGUCGAGGGAUUCAAGGCAGCUAUUUACCCAAUAAUGCAAAACGCAGAGGACGGGGUCCAUUUUAUCUGCUACUCUCAAGGUGGGCUGGUUUGCAGAGGAAUCCUCUCCACUCUCCCUGACCACAACGUUGAAUCCUUCAUCUCUCUGUCUUCGCCUCAGGCCGGGCAAUAUGGAGACACAGACUACCUGAGGUACCUCUUCCCACAGUUUGUGAAGUCCAAUCUCUUCCACCUCUGCUACACCUCAAUAGGCCAGAGGAUCUCCAUCUGCAACUACUGGAACGACCCCCACCACAGAGACCUGUACGUGAACAGCAGUGAUUAUUUGGCUCUGCUCAACAGCGAGAGACCCAAUCCAAAUUCAACAGAGUGGAAGAAGAACUUCCUAAAAAUUAAAAAGCUGGUGCUGAUCGGAGGACCAGACGAUGGAGUCAUCACUCCCUGGCAGUCGAGUCAGUUUGGCUUUUAUGACGACAACGAGACUGUCGUCGAGAUGCAGCACCAGGAUCUGUAUUUAAGAGAUGUUUUUGGUCUGAAGACGUUGGCGGCUCGUGGAGAUCUGAUCCUCUGUUCUGUUCCCGGCGUUGAACACGUGUACUGGCACUCGAAUGAGACAGUGUUCCACCUGUGCAUGGAGAAAUGGCUGGUGUGAAACAGAACUCUUUUACAGCAUAAACACACACACACACACACACAUACAGGUACACACCCUGCAGUUUUAUAAGCUCUUAAAGGAAUACUUCACCUUCAAAAUGAACAUUUGUAUAUCAGUAACUCAUCCCAUUGUGGUGAAUUUGUGAAGAAAACUUUGUUUUUGUGGUUUUUCUCAACAAUGAAAAGAGAAUCCACAAAAGGCAAAUAUUCUUCAUGAAUUGAAUCUUCAUUUACAAACUCUCACACAACUCAUGCACUAUAAUCCAAGUCUUAUUUAUCCAGUCAUGUGCUCAGUUCUUUCCAAACACAUGCAUCUUCCUGAAUCCAAGGUAACACGCGGUGAGUCACUGAUAUACAAACAGGUUACAUUGCGAGUGAAGUAUUCCUUUAACUUCCACCAUGUGAAAAUCUGCCUCUACAACCACUGUAAAGUAACCUCGCAAACACUUGUGAGCGUACUCUGAACUCUGUAAUCAAAUGUUUUGGAUUACAGUUGUUAGAAAUUACUUUGUAAUUGUACUUUCUGUAGAUACGUUCUGUUUUUUACGCUUAUCCUAGUAACCACAGUGUUACUUUAAAAAGGAAUAGUUUGAUAUAUUUGGGGAAGCACACUUAUUUACUUUCUUGGAGCGUUAGCUAAGAAGACAGAUACCCAUCUCUCAUUUCUGUAUAAUGAAUAUGAAGCUUUAGCCAGUUAGCUUAGCUUAGCAUAAAGACUGGAAACAUAGGGAAAUUACUGUCCAAAGGUAACAAAAUCCACCUACCAGCACCUCUAAAGUAAUUUACUGCCGCAUGUCAGUAAAGUAGAGGGAUUUGUAAAGAGAAUGGUUGAAAAUCAAUGCAGCAGAGGUUGAGAGACACUCUGCUGUUUUCACAGGCUGAUUAGUCCCUCAUGACUGCGUUUGAUGUGUAAAAAAAAAAGUGGUGGAAUGCCCCUUUAAUUUGUAUGAAAGCGUUCAAAUACAGAGCCCAAAUACAUACAGUAUAUAUCCGUGUGUGUGUGUGUGUGUGUGUGUGUGUGUGUGGUCACACAUACCUCAAAACACCACACGACACAACAGUGCCUGAGCGACGUUCUGUCAUCUUGUCUACAUGUACAGAGUCACUGCCCUGCUCAUCUUAUGAUGCAGUAAUUUAUAUCUUUUUAUUUCAUUUUUAACCCUGGGGGUCAUGUUUUUUUUGUUUUUUUUUAGUGUGUACAGUAUAUUUGACAAUGAAUAUCAUGUUCAUUAUCAUGCAGUGCUUUGAUGCUUCAGUAGAUUAAGCCUUAAAUUUUCCCCCUCAUGCCUCAGCGUUCCACGUCCCAUACCGAAGUGCUACAACACACUGCCUUUAGUGAUGGUGCUUAAACUAACGAGGGGUGGAUGUAGAGUGGUCUGAGAGUGGCAGUGUUAUAUUAGUGUUUACUUGUCCACCAGACUAUUGUGCGUGGCGCUCUUUACCUCCCAUCGCAUUUAGAUAUCUCAGGCAUUUGAGCAACCUUCAUGUUCGUCUGUCUCUGUAGGAAAAAGGGAGAGUCGGAUGUUUAUGUACUUUAUAAAUGUUUCUCAAUAGUAGAAAAGGAAUGGAAAUAUCUACUGUGUGAUAGAACAAGAAGAGAAUUUUAAUGUAUGCAUUGCACAAUGUUUAACCGGAUCAAAAGAAGGGAAAUGAUGACGAUUUUAACAGUUGUUAGAUUUGCAGUAUUACUUUAAUGUUGUUGCAUCCUUUGUUUCAUGUAUGCUCGUACAAGUUAAUAACCCAACUGCAUAAACUGUGGAUUUAAGGGAUACUCUCUCUCUCUCUCUCUGCUCAACUUUCUUGCAUUAAAAACAGUAAAUAAAGAUAUGGACAAUUUUUUAAAGACUCAAACAGAAACUCCUAUUUUGACUCUGUCCUACAAUUUCUACAGUAUUUGGUCUGCAAAUGAAACUGUGUCAAAUGUUGUCAAUUCCUCAAUAAAAGACAGUUUUG
Molecule: messenger RNA, 3146 nt
Organism: Epinephelus moara (kelp grouper)
Lineage: Eukaryota; Metazoa; Chordata; Actinopteri; Perciformes; Serranidae
Gene: ppt2b
Product: palmitoyl-protein thioesterase 2b
Exons: 8
Coding region: 277-1191 (304 amino acids)
Cellular component (GO): lysosome
Molecular function (GO): thiolester hydrolase activity
Source: RefSeq, a predicted model, not a curated record